Rhopalosiphum maidis (corn leaf aphid) is the source of this 839-nucleotide messenger RNA. It is a transcript of the gene sing, whose product is annotated as protein singles bar. The coding region runs from base 264 to 776 and encodes 170 amino acids. NCBI's taxonomy places the organism in Eukaryota, Metazoa, Arthropoda, Insecta, Hemiptera, Aphididae. The record is from RefSeq and is a predicted model, not a curated record. Gene Ontology annotation, cellular component: membrane. The transcript is spliced from 4 exons.
UUAUAUUUGAAAUGUUAGCAGUUAUUACGAAGAUAAAAAUAAUAUGGCAUACAAAUUAUUUAGUGUUAAUAGUAAUCAGGUGUUCAGAAUGUUUAAAAAUACCAUAUUAUAUAACUCAGCAGGGGGUGGUCACAAUUUAUACACUUGGAUCCUGAAUAGUGAAAAAUUAUUUCUUCACUUAGUCUACUAGUCUAGUAUGUACAGUAUGCUGAAUAAAAAAUUUAAGAAGUGCAAUAACAAAGUUUGAAACUACUAUUUCUAAAAUGUAUAGGAUAAGUAGACCCUAUGUUGGGUCAACAUCCCAGUCUUGUUUAUGUUCAUGUUUCAAUAUGCAGUACUUCACAACAUCUUAUGGAAUUAUAAAAAUUAUUCAAAUAAUACUAGGGUCCAUUUGUCAAAGUAUAAUGUUGUUCUAUGGGACGAAGUAUAUUCCAACAUUUGGAUCAUAUGAAUCAUUUCUUACUACUGUUGCUGGAUGUUUAAUGACAACAACUGUGAUUAGUGUAUCUUAUUUAUUAUCAAAAAAUACCGAAGUUCUUGUUAGAUCAUCACUUUUUGAAAUAAUUUUUGGGAUCUUUGCAUCUAUCUGUUACUUGAGUUCUUCGUCAUUGCUAACAAUAGCAGUUUAUACAUUAUUGUAUCCAAUUAUUAUGACAGUACCAUUCACCUCCUUAUUUUCAGCAGUAAUAUUGGCUUAUACAUUAGGAUUUAUUCUUGGAGUUAUAUACGCAAUUGAUGCAUAUUGGGCGUUUAAAUACUACAAAGGAUUUUCAUAAAAAAUAUACUAAGUUUGUUUAUAACUAAAUAAUAUUAAUAAUAAUCAUAAUAAAAAAUGUAUU